AUGUCAGCGACCUCCUGCCUUCUGAACGAGGCUGUGCCUAAGCAGUUCUUCCCUCUUGCAGAUAACUGGUCCUAUGAGAGGCCUUCAAACUCUUACUUCCUGGGUGACGUUAUUAAAGUUGAGGCAUCCGUGAAGGUAUACAACCACGUCCCUCUGCGUGUGUUUGUGGACAGCUGUGUGGCCACCCAAGUACCUGAUGUGAACGCCCUUCCGAGAUAUUUGUUCAUUGAGAAUCAUGGAUGUCUUGUGGAUGCCAAGGUCACAGCUUCCAGCUCGCGCUUCAUGCCUCGAUCCCAGGAAGACAAAAUCCGGUUCCAGCUGGAGGCCUUCAUGUUCCAGGGGGGAUCCAGUCCUUCUAUCUACAUAACGUGUGUUCUGAAGGCCACUCUUGCUUCUGCACCUAGUGACGCGCUCCACAAAUCCUGUUCCUUUGCCAAUGGGUGGCUUGCUGCUGAUGGGAACCACCAGGUUUGUGGUUGCUGUGACUCCACAUGUGGUCCUGAUGGUGGAACUGCUGCUUCUCCUUUUGGAGGUAGGAAGGUGCUUUUAAGCUUGGUUUUUGGCCCUUCAAGCACUUAACUCUGGUGUCUGCUUUUUCUAGGCCUUCAGUGUGAAGGGAAGGCCUCGCUCGGUCCUGUAGUGGUUCAAGAGCACAAGAAGACUUUGGCUGGUCUUCAAUAAAUGUGGGGGAGCAAACU
Messenger RNA from Carassius carassius (crucian carp), 698 nucleotides. RefSeq names its product zona pellucida sperm-binding protein 3-like. The record is from RefSeq and is a predicted model, not a curated record. Gene Ontology annotation, cellular component: extracellular matrix. NCBI's taxonomy places the organism in Eukaryota, Metazoa, Chordata, Actinopteri, Cypriniformes, Cyprinidae. Gene Ontology annotation, molecular function: acrosin binding. The coding region runs from base 1 to 579 and encodes 192 amino acids. The transcript is spliced from 5 exons. Gene Ontology annotation, biological process: binding of sperm to zona pellucida; positive regulation of acrosome reaction; egg coat formation.